CCUGCCAGCUGCCCGUGUGUAGCUCAGUCGUGCGUGGGGGCUGUGACCGUGGCCGCCCCACAGGUGGGAAGAGAGAGACCCCCACAUGUGCACGAAGCUGCUAGCCGGCCGGAGAGCGAGCCGCCCUCCGGGCUGGGUGCAGAAAAGAUGUCCCAGCCGACCUCCACAGACGAGGGGGCCACGUUCGAGCAUCUCUGGAGCUCCCUGGAACCAGACAGCACCUACUUUGACCUUCCCCAGUCCAGCCAAGGAAACAACGAGGUGGUGGGCGGCCCAGAGGCUGGCAUGGAUGUCUACCACCUGCAGGGCAUGACCACGCCUGUCCUGUCCCAGUUCAAUCUGCUGAGCAGCACCAUGGACCAGAUGAGCGGCCGCGGGGCCUCGGCCAGCCCCUACACCCCGGAGCACGCGGCCAGCGUGCCCACCCACUCGCCCUACGCGCAGCCCAGCUCCACCUUCGACACCAUGUCUCCGGCACCGGCCAUCCCCUCCAACACCGACUACCCCGGCCCCCACCACUUCGACGUCACCUUCCAGCAGUCCAGCACGGCCAAGUCAGCCACCUGGACGUACUCCCCGCUGCUGAAGAAGCUCUACUGCCAGAUCGCCAAGACCUGCCCCAUCCAGAUCAAGGUGUCCAGCCCGCCGCCCCCGGGCACCAUCAUCCGCGCCAUGCCCGUCUACAAGAAGGCGGAGCACGUGACCGAGGUCGUGAAGCGCUGCCCCAACCAUGAGCUCGGGCGGGACUUCAACGAGGGACAGUCUGCUCCGGCCAGCCACCUCAUCCGCGUGGAGGGCAACAGCCUCUCCCAGUACGUGGACGACCCCGUCACGGGCAGGCAGAGCGUCAUGGUUCCCUAUGAGCCCCCGCAGGUGGGGACAGAAUUCACGACCAUCCUGUACAACUUCAUGUGCAACAGCAGCUGUGUGGGAGGCAUGAACCGGCGGCCCAUCCUCAUCAUCAUCACGCUGGAGACCCGGGACGGACAGGUGCUGGGCCGCCGGUCCUUCGAGGGCCGCAUCUGCGCCUGUCCUGGCCGAGACCGCAAGGCUGACGAGGACCACUUCCGGGAGCAGCAGGCCCUGAGCGAGAGUGCGGCCAAGAACGGUGCCGCCGGCAAGCGCACCUUCAAACAGAGCCCCCCUGCCGUCCCUGCCCUGGGCACCAACGUGAAGAAGAGGAGGCAGGGGGACGAGGACGUGUACUACAUGCACGUGCGGGGCCGGGAGAACUUCGAGAUCCUGAUGAAGGUGAAGGAGAGCCUGGAGCUGAUGGAGCUAGUGCCGCAGCAGCUGGUGGACGCGUACCGGCAGCAGCAGCAGCAGCUCCUGCAGCGGCAGAGCCACCUGCAGCCGGCGCCCUACGGGCCUGUCCUGUCACCCAUGAGCAAAGCGCACGGGGGCGUCAAUAAGCUGCCCUCCGUCAACCAGCUGGUGGGCCAGCCGCCCCCGCACGGCUCAGCGGCCGGGCCCAACCUGGGGCCCAUGGGCCCCGGGAUCCUCAACAACCACGGCCACACCCUGCCGACCGGCGGGGAGAUGAACGGCAGCCACAGUGCCCAGUCCAUGGUCUCGGGGUCCCACUGCACCCCACCACCCCCCUACCAUGCUGACCCCAGUCUGGUCAGUUUCCUGACGGGGCUGGGGUGUCCGAACUGCAUCGAGUACUUCACGUCGCAGGGCCUGCAGAGCGUCUACCACCUGCAGAACCUCACCGUCGAGGACCUCGGCGCCCUGAAGAUCCCGGACCAGUACCGCAUGACCAUCUGGAGGGGCCUGCAGGACCUGAAGCAGAGCCAGGACGGCGGUGCCCCGCAGCUGAUCCGCUCCAGCACCAACGCCUCCACCUUCUCCAUCGGUGGCUCCGGGGAGCUGCAGCGGCAGCGGGUCAUGGAGGCCGUGCACUUCCGCGUGCGCCACACCAUCACCAUCCCCAACCGCGGGGGCCCGGGCGGGGGCGCGGGGCCGGAUGAGUGGGCCGACUUUGGCUUCGACCUCCCGGACUGCAAGUCCCGAAAACAGUCCAUCAAAGAGGAGUUCACGGAGAGCGAGAUUCACUGAGGAGCGGGGCUCCGCAGGACAGCGGGCGCCGAGGGCACAGUGCAGGGCGGGCGGCGGCCCUGGCCUGCACUGCCCGGGAAGCCUGGCUUGGUCUCCUCUUGCUUUUGUCCAAGACCGCCUGUGGAGGCGGUGCCCGCAGGAAAAGGCGAGGCCCACCCCGCAGCACCCUGGACAGCGGGCGUGAUGUGCCAGGGCCGGGACCUGUGCCCUGGGUGCUCCCGAGGGCCGGCGUCACCCACCAUGGGCCUCGUCCUCCUUAGGGCUCCGCGGCUUCCCAGCGGGAUCCUUCAGGACACGAGGAUCGCCUCUGCUGACGGACUGCCAAAGUAUUUUUCCAUGUCUUUUGAGCGGCUCCAGGAUUGUAUCUAAAACGUGUUUAUUUUGGGUCGAUGCUUCAGACCCUGUCUCUGCCCAAGGCUGGGUCCCUCUGCCGGACUGGAGGGUCAGUCUGUCCCUCACUCUGCAAACCAGCUACCUUCCACCUCCUGCCCAAAGAGGAAAACCAGAACCUCCCUGGAAAUGGAGGGGCCCAGGGGCCAGUGCGUUUGCCACGGUCCUUCCCGGGAGGCAAGGACACUUCUGGUCAGUGGCCACCAGCCAACACCCACGCCAACACCACUGGCCACAGCCGCCUCCCUUCGGCGGACAGCAUGCUCGUCGGACUACUGGAAAUUGUCCAUAUUUGAUAAAAUGAUUCUCUUUGUA
This is a messenger RNA of Neogale vison (American mink), 2766 nucleotides long. RefSeq names its product tumor protein p73 (gene TP73). The record is from RefSeq and is a predicted model, not a curated record. The coding region runs from base 148 to 2061 and encodes 637 amino acids. Gene Ontology annotation, biological process: apoptotic process; regulation of transcription by RNA polymerase II; protein tetramerization. The transcript has 14 exons. Lineage: Eukaryota; Metazoa; Chordata; Mammalia; Carnivora; Mustelidae. Gene Ontology annotation, molecular function: RNA polymerase II cis-regulatory region sequence-specific DNA binding; protein binding; DNA-binding transcription factor activity, RNA polymerase II-specific. Gene Ontology annotation, cellular component: nucleus.